GGGGUCCGGGCGGGAGGCUUGGCUAGGACUCCGGUCCGCCAGGCGGGGACGCGGCGGGGGGACUGGAGGAGGGGCGACGCAGGACUGGCACCCGCACGCGGUGCGCGGGCGAGGGGUGACCCCGGGAGCGGGCGCCGGGCCCUCGGCGAAUCGAGGGGCGGCCGAGAGCCUGGCUGGCCCCGCCCCGCGGACCCCGCGCGGGUCCCCAGACGGGGGGUGGCGCUGCGGGCGCAGGCGGGCGCCGCGCGCACUGCGGUCCCCGCGCCUCCGCCGCAGAGCGCGCCACGCUCCGCACGCACCUGCCGCCGCCGCGCCGCGCCGAGCCCGCUCCCCGCGCCCCCGGGAGCCGCCGCGGCCGCGCCAUCGCCCCAGGUCGCCGCCGGAGCCGCCGGGCCGAGGCGGGGGCGCCGCACUCGGGCCUGCCUUUGAGACAACCUCCGCGGCGGCGCGCGGCUCGGGACGCCAGGCUGGGGCAGCUCGGGCCUGGUCCCGGCCUCCUCCCCGCUCCCGCCACCGCCGAGCCUGCGGCCCGGGCCCGCCCGCAGCCAGGGCCCCGGCUACCUGCCUUCCGUGGGCACCCUGCCCUGGAGCCAUGGGGCCCACCUAGCCCCCGCCUGCCCGGAUGGCCCAGCCGGGGCGCUGCUGACCGCGGCUGCACGGAGAGCCCACCCCAAACCCCCUCGCCGGCCUCCGCCGCCGGAGACCCUGGGUGAGGCCCUGGGCCGGACCUGCAGCCCCAGGCAGCCUCCCGCACCCCUCUGCCCCUGCCGGCCCCCACCCCCCCCACCCCUUCCUCCUCCUCCCCGGACUGGGCCAGAGAAGCCACUGUGGCCACCGGGAGGGGCCCUGCCCCCCCAGCUCUCGCUAAUCGCCCCCAAGAGUCCUCGGGGAGGCCGGGGUCCCCACCAGGCCUGGCGGGACCAGGAUGCUGCCCCUGCUCCUCCCCCCCGGCCCCACCCCACGCCCCCUCCCACCUUAACACCCUGUCUGACUGGAGACAGCCGGAUGCCGGCUGACCCUGGGCCCGAGGCGGGCAGCGGCUGGCCAGGCCUCCUCAUGUCCUGCCUGAAGGGCCCCCAUGUCAUCCUCAAGAUGGAGGCCAUGAAGAUCGUCCACCCCGAGAAGUUCCCCGAGCUGCAGGCGGCCGCCCCCUGCUUUGCACCUGCGCCCCGGCCCACCCCAGCUCUGGCACCCAAGCGCGCCUGGCCCUCAGACACGGAGAUCAUCGUCAACCAGGCAUGUGGGGGGGACAUGCCUGCCUUGGAGGGGGCGUCCCGCACCCCGCCACUGCCACGCCGGCCCCGCAAGGGCAGCGCGGAGCUGGGCUUCCCCCGCGUGGCGCCCGUGGACGAGGUCAUCGUGAAUCAGUAUGUGAUGCGGGCGCCUGGCCCCACGGCCUCGGGGCCCCCCACCAUGCCGUCACCCGCCGCCGGGGAGCCCCUGGAGUGUCCCACCUGCGGGCACACGUACAACGUCACGCAGCGGCGGCCCCGCGUGCUGUCCUGCCUGCACUCUGUGUGCGAGCAGUGCCUGCAGAUCCUCUAUGAGUCCUGCCCCAAGUACAAGUUCAUCUCCUGCCCCACCUGCCGCCGCGAGACUGUGCUCUUCACCGACUACGGCUUGGCCGCGUUGGCCGUCAACACGUCCAUCUUAAGCCGCCUGCCGCCCGAGGCGCUGACCGCCCCAUCUGGUGGUCAGUGGGGGGGUGAGCCCGAGGGCAGCUGCUACCAGACCUUCCGGCAGUACUGCGGGGCCGCCUGCACUUGCCACGUGCGGAACCCGCUGUCCGCCUGCUCCAUCAUGUAGUGCCCACCCGCCUGCCCGCCGCCCGCCCGCCGUCCCUGCCACCGCCUGCGGUCGGUCCUCGCGCUGCAGCUUCAGGGACCGGCCCUGCCCCAUACUCCCUGCCCCCUCACCCGACACAGCUUCUGGCCCCCACCUGUGUGGCAUUGUCGCUGCAACAACUUUGCCAUUAAAACUCUGCCAAAGUU
Molecule: messenger RNA, 1991 nt
Organism: Myotis myotis
Lineage: Eukaryota; Metazoa; Chordata; Mammalia; Chiroptera; Vespertilionidae
Gene: RNF208
Product: ring finger protein 208
Exons: 2
Coding region: 1006-1806 (266 amino acids)
Biological process (GO): protein ubiquitination
Molecular function (GO): ubiquitin protein ligase activity
Source: RefSeq, a predicted model, not a curated record